AUGGUGGCCGAAGAAAUUUCAACCCACCCGAGGAGGCCGAACGAUCUGGAUGACUACGAUGUUGAACUUGAGGAUAUUUUUCAGGAACCCAAUGUCUCCUCCGUAUCGGAUGUUUUGGGAACUCGGAAUGAGCGUGAAGGUCUAGGCCUGGAGGAUGCGGUAUCCGUGACGAAACGUGCUCAUAUACCGCGUGUGAAACUCGAUGAUCAAAGAUUACUAUCAGAGGCUGGCAUUCCCAAGCUUCGAAAUCGGGCGAGGAAACUUCGAUUAAAAGGGAAAGGGCAUGAGUUUAGCGAUGCUGCCCGCAUCCUCUCUCUCUACCAAUUAUGGCUUGACGAUCUCUUUCCCAAGGCGAAGUUCUUAGACGCCCUGUCCAUGGUUGAGAAGGCUGGUCACAAGACGGCACUGUUUAAGCAACGCCAGGGAUGGAUCGACGAAGAGAUACGAAGCAUGUCGGCUGAGGCCGAUGACCAAGUGGUAUCAACUCCACCAAUUAGCGCUGCACCAGCCGACGACGAUGAUGAUCCUGACGGUGUCUACACUGCGACACCACAUGGAGGAGCAACCAGCCCUGCCCCGCACCCCGACGAAGAUGAUAUGCUCGAGUCACUGAUGUUGGAGGUGGCUGACACUACUUCCUCCAACGCAAUAGUUGAUCCGGAAGCCGACAUGUUUGCGGAUGAGGAAUCCGCGAUGGCACAAAUGGAGGAUCUAUGGUAG
Scedosporium apiospermum is the source of this 720-nucleotide messenger RNA. Its product is annotated as Replication fork protection component Swi3. The coding region runs from base 1 to 720 and encodes 239 amino acids. The record is from RefSeq and is a predicted model, not a curated record. Gene Ontology annotation, molecular function: DNA binding. Gene Ontology annotation, cellular component: replication fork protection complex; nucleus. Gene Ontology annotation, biological process: replication fork processing; replication fork arrest; DNA replication checkpoint signaling. The transcript has 3 exons. NCBI's taxonomy places the organism in Eukaryota, Fungi, Ascomycota, Sordariomycetes, Microascales, Microascaceae.